Messenger RNA from Lytechinus pictus (painted urchin), 5469 nucleotides. RefSeq lists its product as uncharacterized. The record is from RefSeq and is a predicted model, not a curated record. Bases 448 to 3402 code for a protein of 984 amino acids. The transcript is spliced from 14 exons. Lineage: Eukaryota; Metazoa; Echinodermata; Echinoidea; Temnopleuroida; Toxopneustidae.
ACAAAAUCCCUUAAGCACUAAACAAGAACACGUAUUUAGAAGAUCAUGCAUAAUGGAUAUGCAGGACCGUUAUGUUUGCCCAUGUACUCAAGAAAACAACAUGUGCAACGCGGGCGAGAUUAUUGAUGAAUUUAUUAUUAGAAACCAUUCAAUAUCAUUAAGUUCAUCUGAUUGACAACAUUCUUUGGUUCUUCCAUAUAAAGAGAGUGCCCGUCAAUCUAUGUUGCAUGCAUUGCUUCGAAGUGUGUUGCGCAUUAUUGGAAUACAUCAUCUUUUGAAACAAAAAAAAUCUUGUGCGUUGGACAACAUGUGUUACUCGGGAAUAGCGUAUAGUCUCAAAGUUUCGAUGAACCAAUAGUGGUAUUUGACAUUUCAGUCCUACAUGGAUGGCUCCCAUAUCUAAUACCUAGUGGCAGCGUGAAUGGUGACCUGAUCUUGGAGCGCAGCAUGACCUCUAAAGCAGGCAAUCUUCUUGUGAGUGUGGUAGGAGAAGGGAAGCCGGUCUAUAUGUGGAAGAGAAAGUGCAAUAAACAAGAUGCUUCUCCUGGACUUCAAUCGAAGAACUCGGGAAGCUUUGAAAGGAGUGAGAGACGACAAAUCUGUAAAAACAGAGAUGGGCGGAAAGAAAACCGGAGAAACCGCUUUGUUUCAACUAUCACGGAACUUAAAGGAAGACAAGAAGCAAGAGGGAUGCUGUACGAAAAGAUCGAACAAAAACUUGAGACGGAUCAUGCCGAUCCGGAAUAUGCCGUCAAACGUGCCGAUUACGACUGCCAAAGGAAUCUUGCCACAAUUCCUGACACCAAUUCAGAGCGAUCCAUAACACCUUUGAGUGAUACUGUGGUGUCAGACGGAACACUUAUAACCGAGCUUAGCCAUAUCAAUGAUAGUUUCAGUUACUGUGAUAUAGUUGGCCAGGCUGCUCAACCACUUAGUUCCGAGUCUCACCGCAGUAUUGGAAAACACUCACGAAACAUUGCGCUAAGAAAUGCAGCUGUGAAUAGUGGUUCACACCUGAAACAUGGUUUAGACAAAAGGGACACAAGUGCGGAUUUUCACCGCGAAUCAAUAUCAGAAUGCCUUUCCCAGCCCGCAAGCAUUACGAAGAGAACAAACGUAGGAGAUGAAAAAUCAGCAAGGGUUCCCGGAUCAGAUCCUUUUGCAGACCAUGACUCCGUUGGCGAAUGUAGUAGCAGUACCUCUUCUGUAGCCGAUGAGGUAACGCAUCGGCAACAAGAAGUGCCUACUUUGAUGAAGCGCGUGGAGGACAGUAGCGGGAACAAGAAGGCAAAUGUCAAUGGGCAUCGAACGCAGCGGCCGGCAUCAGCCAGGGCGUCCCUCGAGCACCACUACCGGCAUCGGAAGAAUAAGAUUCUUGAUGAGAUGAGAGUUCAUCUCCAUAAGAGGGUAAGGGCAAGGAGAGAUAAAUCAAUCGUUGGUGACGAUAUCUUCCAGCGACAGAUGAAGAGCGGCUUCUGGACCUCCGAGGUCCUUUAUCAUCAAUGGGGAAACAAUAUCCUGACAAUGCGGACAACGUGGAAGGAGAACACAUCCCAAGAGUUUGUUCGGUCCGACCCUGAAGAACACCAACCGCCGAUUCGACUACGGUCUCGACGUCAGGCCAUCUCUGUUGACAGAGACAAACGAUCACCGUUGUCUAUGAACACGAUGACGUUUAUGGCUCCGAUGGAUGAAGAGGAGCAGUCAAGAAAUGUACACACACUGGACUCUAGGCGGCGCUCUUCAAAUCUCCCGGUUUACAAUAAGGAGCGUAGUUACUCCGUUGAUCAAGGAAUGCCGAUUAGAUUAGAUCUUCAGGAAGAUGCGGAGACUAGGAAAAGAAGGUUGAAGGCGCUCUUCAAAGACACAAUCAUCAAAGUCUGUCGCAUCACGACGGUAAUGCUGCAUAUGAUUGAGGCAUCCAAGGCGAGUACGUACUCGGGCCUCAUGGCAUCACUGCACUUCUCAAAAGCUGACGGUUCCGAUGAUCCAAAGAAUUUCAACAAAGACCACUAUUCCCGGAAAUAUGCAGAACUCCACGUACCUCGUUGGGCGAAACAAAUCGCAGCAAAGGAACCCUGGGAGCGAACGCCGGAAGAGAUUAUACGACUUUACGGAGUGAUGCGGAACAUGCGCAGUUUCGAGAAGUUUACCCGACGGAUGCGUAUGGAAAUAUGCCGGGCAGCAAGAUACAACGAAUGUGGAAAGGGUCGUGUCAUUGUUCGGCAGGGUCACGUGGGAUUCAACUUUUAUUUCAUCUUUUCCGGAUCUGUUUUUGUUCAGCUUGAUAUCCUUGACGAAUCAUCCGGUAUUAUGACUACCAGUAAUGUCAACACACUCAGAAGAGGGUCUUCAUUCGGGGAAUUAGCUUUGCUAAGUAACGGCGAACGUACGGCCUCUGUCAUCUGUCGAGAAAACACCGAAAUAUUCGAGAUCGAGAAGGAAACAUUUUUGGAAGUUUGUCCAGAUAUUUUUGAUAACGAACUAGCUGAGAAGAUACAAGUUGCAAAUGAACUAUCAUUCUUCAAAUCGUGGCCCGAGGAUCAACUGCGUAGACUGUGCUUCGAGUCGCCCAUCCAGGAAAUUGACUUUGGGAAGGUGGUUGAGGCGAACCCCGGGACGUCGGAGUAUUGCUAUGUCGUUCUUGAGGGGAAGGUGUCUCUCCUAAAGGAAUGCAACCUGGUACAGGCCCUGACCCAACACUGCAAGGAAAUGAUGUCCAAAAACCUUGCUUCUGUCACAAAUAAAGAAAAUUAUAUGGAUAGCGCCCUCAACGGGAAGAUCAUGGAAAAGUUAAAAGCUCUUCUAAUACCCGAGUGGACAAAGAAUGGAAAAUGUCAUAUGUCGAUUGGAUUGAUGUCUGUUGGACAUGCAACCGAUCUCCUUCCAAUUAAGCUUCGUGACCGGGAGCAGCUGACUGGGGUCACUCUUGUUAGCCGCGGUUGCCGUAUAAUGAGAGUCACCAAACAGCGAAUAGAGAAGAUGGCUCCCAAGGAAAUACUCGAGAUCUUCCGACAGAAACACAAUACCGUACUCCCAACCCCUUCAAACGAAGAGCUCUUCGAGCGCUUCCUCGUAGACAUUGCAUGGAAGCACUAUCGGACUUACGUCACAAAGAACUCAACAGAGAAAGUCUCUCGGGGAAGGGAAAGCACGAGGUCCAUGUGGCUCGCCAACUACCUCGUGACGAAUGCUCUACUCAGGGACAAAAGAGGGCGCCUUGCGGUGAAGGAACGAUUACGAGAAAUCCAAGAACGGCAUAAGAGACGAUCGGAAGUAGAAGAUGAAGACGAAAAUGAGGAAUCCGAAGAAGACCAUGCUAGGAUGAUCCAUCUAAACAAAGUAAAGAAAGGAACAUUGUCAACAUCAUUUAGUCAGAUUGAGGAAGCGUGCAAUAUAUGACUACGUUCUCCGGGGCCACGCCUUACUAAGAGUUGCGAUUGAUCCGAUCAACCAUAACUAUGGAAAACCAACGAUGUCUACAUCUGAAAUGCCUAUUUAUUCAAAACGCUUUCUAGAUAAUUGUAAUCAUGGUAAUGAUGUGUUUUCAAAUGUUGAUUGUUUUCUUGCUAAUUCAGUAUGCUCCUUUUUGUUUACAAAGGACAUUUUGCACAUUUCCUGAAGAAAAAUGAUGACAUUGAUGGAUUUCCAUAUAGUUGAGGUUGAUUGGAUCAAUCGUAACUCUUUGUAAGACGGGGCCCUGGCAUUAAUUGUAAAUACUAUAUAAACCCGAGAAAACAGAUUUCCAGAGAAAUGCUGUUAGUUUAUUGUUAGUUUAAUACAUAAUAAACAAUUGAUAGGUUUUGACAUCGUUUUGUUAAGACGAAAGAUUUGAAAUAGUGAAUUCAAGAAUGAAGCUCGUCCUAUUUUUUAAAUUGUUGUAAUGAGCGAAGCUUGCUUGGAAAACUAGGGCUGUGGUUUCUUGAAUUCCGAAUAGUUUUGUCUAACUUCAGAAAACACAGUACAUACUCAUGAUAUAUCACGGACGUUAUUUUCCUGAGACGUUGUUUUCCCGCCAUUGGAAUAGGGUUUCGUCCGUUAUAGACUACUAGUACUCAUGAAUAUUCAUAAACACGAAUGGUUUAUUUGGAAAAUGAAUUAAAACGACUCGAGCAACUCGUCAGGCAAUGUGAUAAUCUUUACGCUUGCAAUGGCAAGGUUUCGAGCCUCAGUGUGGGCAAGAACUUUGUUAUUAUAAAGUUUGCCCAUAAAUUAUCAUUUUUUAUGCAAUUUUGCUCUGUUUUUAUAUUCAAUUGAAGUGAGACUUAAAAAAAAUACAUAUCCUAGACUUGGAGCCUGAUUUAAUGUGGUCAAAAAGGAUAUCUGUGGUAAAAAAUGUAAAGGUUGCAAAAAACAAGUUAUCCCCAAACCACUAGCAGACUAGUAGAAAUAGAAAGGAUGCAUUAUUUCGACCUGAAUUAAGCACCACGCUCCCUUAAUACCUGGAAAAUGUCUAUUAUAAUAUUUAUUGUUUCUAUUUUUCAUUACCGACAUUGUGCGAAAUAUAGAUUUUCUCUUAAUAAAAAAAGAACAGUAGCGCCGCAUUUACGAAUUAUAUUAACUUUUAGUCCUGAUCAAGGUGCUUCGAAUUUAAAUUACUAUUCUUUGAAUUUAAUUCAGUAUUAUUAUAUAGCAUGAGUUUUGUAAAUUAUUUUAUGCAUGUUCAAAAGAAAAACAAUAUUUCGUCGUGGAAAAUUAAUUGAUGAAAAAUUUAUGCGAAGGUACAGCAGUGGCAGAUGUAGGCGCGUAUGGGUUUAUGCCCCCACCUGGGGCUCUCAAAAAUAAUUUUAAAAAGGAGCGUGGGAUCAAACUCCAACACCGAUUCCACGUUUACGAGAGUUGCGCAAGCAGAUCAGUGGCGGAUCUACGGGGGAAAGGGGGGGGGGGAUUGAGGGGCGGUAGGACACAUUACUUCGCAACCAACCUGUCAACCCCCCCCCCCCCCUCUUAGCAAAAAGAUAGAUCCGCCACUGGGCUGGACGCUGACGCGAUGCACAGUACGUCAGGAAAUAAUAAUGAUAAUAAUAAUAUAGGAUUUGUAUAGCGCACGUAUCCACCUUGCUAGGUGCUCAAUGCGCUCCUAUAUUACCCCGGCUAAGCCAGUCUACCGAUUCUGGUGCGCACAGCUUUUUGAGGAAUUACUUCCUGCUGGUACCCAUUUACCUCACCUGGGUCGAGUGCAGCACAGUGUGGAUAAAUUUCUUGCUGAAGAAAAAACACGCCAUGACUAGGAUUCGAACCCACGACCCUCUGUUUGAAAGGCGAGAGUCAGAACCACUAGACCACGACGCUAUAUAUUUAACACGAUAUAUUUAAUUAUAAAUAUAACUCGCCAUGCAUAUUACAUGCAAACAGAUCAAAAACAUUUUAAGUGUAAGUUGGAUCUGUAGGACUUCAUGUUGAUUACUCUACUUGUACAAAUUUGAUAACUUAUCCUGUAUGUACAUUAUUAAAUGCAUUAUUUAAUUA